Chelonia mydas (Green sea turtle) is the source of this 2361-nucleotide messenger RNA. RefSeq names its product spliceosome RNA helicase DDX39B. Gene Ontology annotation, biological process: mRNA splicing, via spliceosome; mRNA export from nucleus. NCBI's taxonomy places the organism in Eukaryota, Metazoa, Chordata, Testudines, Cheloniidae. Gene Ontology annotation, molecular function: RNA helicase activity; ATP binding; RNA binding. The transcript is spliced from 11 exons. Bases 221 to 1507 code for a protein of 428 amino acids. The record is from RefSeq and is a predicted model, not a curated record.
UAAGAGGCCUCGGCGAGAAUCGGUCGCGCAUCGCCGCCAUCUUGGGCCAUCCGCUGCCCGGGGGGGCCGAUACCCCUUCUCUGGGCGAUUCUCUCUCCGAUGGGCCCGGUCACGGGGGCCAUUUCCCGCUCCCGACCCCCGAUCAUGGGCCUGGAAGGGGCCCCGGGGGGCGGGAUGGACGGAUUCCCCAUUUCUCAGCAGGCCCCCUCCCGGCGCCGCCAUGGCGGAGAACGACGUGGAUAACGAGCUGCUGGAUUACGAGGAUGACGAGGUGGAGAACCAGGCGGGGGGCGACGGGGUGGACGUGCCCCCCAAGAAGGACGUCAAGGGCUCCUACGUCUCCAUCCACAGCUCCGGCUUCCGGGACUUUCUGCUGAAACCCGAGCUCCUCCGCGCCAUCGUCGACUGCGGCUUCGAGCACCCCUCGGAAGUGCAGCACGAGUGCAUCCCGCAGGCCAUCCUGGGCAUGGACGUGCUGUGCCAGGCCAAGUCGGGCAUGGGCAAGACGGCCGUCUUCGUGCUGGCCACGCUGCAGCAGCUGGAGCCCGUCACGGGGCAGGUGUCUGUGCUGGUGAUGUGCCACACGCGGGAGCUGGCGUUCCAGAUCAGCAAGGAGUACGAGCGCUUCUCCAAGUACAUGCCCAGUGUCAAGGUGGCGGUGUUUUUCGGGGGCCUGUCCAUCAAGAAGGACGAGGAGGUGCUGAAGAAGAACUGCCCCCACAUCGUGGUGGGGACGCCAGGCCGCAUCCUGGCCCUGGCACGCAACAAGAGCCUCAACCUCAAACACAUCAAGCAUUUCAUCCUGGACGAGUGCGACAAGAUGCUGGAGCAGCUCGAUAUGCGCCGGGACGUCCAGGAGAUCUUCCGCAUGACCCCGCACGAAAAGCAGGUCAUGAUGUUUAGCGCCACCCUGAGCAAGGAAAUCCGCCCCGUCUGCCGCAAAUUCAUGCAAGACCCCAUGGAGAUCUUCGUGGACGACGAGACCAAGCUGACGCUGCACGGCCUGCAGCAGUACUAUGUCAAGCUGAAGGACAACGAGAAGAACCGCAAGCUCUUCGACCUGCUCGACGUGCUGGAGUUCAACCAGGUGGUGAUCUUCGUCAAGUCGGUGCAGCGCUGCAUCGCGCUGGCCCAGCUGCUGGUGGAGCAGAACUUCCCGGCCAUCGCCAUCCACCGGGGCAUGCCCCAGGAGGAGAGGCUGUCCCGCUACCAGCAGUUCAAGGAUUUCCAGCGCCGGAUCCUGGUGGCCACCAACCUCUUCGGGCGGGGGAUGGACAUCGAGCGGGUCAACAUCGCCUUCAACUACGACAUGCCCGAGGACUCGGACACCUACCUGCACCGGGUGGCGCGGGCUGGGCGGUUCGGCACCAAGGGCCUGGCCAUCACCUUCGUGUCGGACGAGAACGACGCCAAGAUCCUGAACGACGUGCAGGAUCGCUUCGAGGUGAACAUCAGCGAGCUGCCCGACGAGAUCGACAUCUCCUCCUACAUCGAACAGACUCGAUAAGGGGCGUCCUCGACACUCCUCGUCCCGCGUCGUCGUCCUUCUUUUGGUGGUUUUAACGCCUCCCCCACCCCACCCCCGUUUCAUUUCCGCGCGACCCCGAGAGCUGACGAGGAGGAUGGCCCCGCCCUGAGGACCGCAGCCCUGCCAGACUUGGGGGGGGCGGGACGGGGGCGGGAGAACCAUUGGAAGAGCGGACUGGAGCGGUGGGGGGGCAUCAGGACAGCAGGGUUCACCCCGUCCUGUCCUGCUGUGGUGGGAGGAUCCCGCCUCCCACCAAUGAUCCCUGACCUUUGUUGGCACCGAUAGAAGGAUCCCACUUCUCCCACCAACGGUCCCUGAACCCACUUCGCCAGGUGCGGGAUCCACCACCGCCGAGCCCUGAUCCCACGUGGGCACUAACCCAAGGAGGAUCCCAGCGCUGCCACCAGCGAUCCCCAGUCUGGCUUGCUGGCACCCCCGGAAGACGGCUCCCACGCCUGUCGCCAGCUCCGACCCCGUCCCUUUCUCUCCCCGUCCUGUAAGAAUUUCAGCCUCGCGAGCCCUUCGCUCCCGGUCGGGCUGACGCAGGGCCCCCUCCCCCGGUUCCCUGCGACUCGAGGCCAUUUUUUGUUUUUAUAGGAAAAAAAAAAAAAAAAGAAAAUCCUGAAAAAAAAGCCCCCACCCCCGCGUCCUGUCUUUUAUACCAAGGUUGGAGCCGGUUUUACCAGCGUCUUGCGGUUUUUGUGCGUUUCCUCGUUUUUCGUUGUCUGCAUGGAGCCGCGCGGUGCCCUGCCGGGCCAGCGGGCGCUGGGGGCACCCUGUGCGGGCAGGUUUGGUAACGUCGCCCUGAUGAUGGAUUAAAAGACUUGUCAGAA